Messenger RNA from Candidula unifasciata, 969 nucleotides. The record is from the annotation of a GenBank genome assembly. Lineage: Eukaryota; Metazoa; Mollusca; Gastropoda; Stylommatophora; Geomitridae.
AUGAGUACCGAAGUUGUCUUUGAAGACGAAUCAGAAUUUAUUGCAACAGUUUCAGACAUCAGAAAUGACAAUAGUGAAAUAGCAUACGUGGUUUGUGGACACAUUGAUGGCAAUCCAAAUUUGAUUAAGAUUCUGUUUACUGGAAAGGAUACAUCUGAAAUAAGUUCUAAAAUGGACCCAAAUGAAGCCAUGUAUGUGUUGGCCAGAUAUGAAGUCAAAUUUGACCAGUUAGUGAAUGGCAAGUUCAUUUAUAUUCAUUGGAUUGGAGAAAAUGUCCCUAUUAAACAGAAAGGUCGCUACAUUGUUGUCCGUGGAAGUGUUGAGCCUAGAUUCUCUCCAUACCAUUUACAAGUGGAGGCUAGCAACCCUGAAGAUUUAGACUCAGAGAAGAUGUUUCACAUGUUGAAUGAAACAACAGGGAUCACAUCAAGGGUCAUAGAAACGGUUGAGGUUCCUCCCUGGCAGAUGAGGGGAUUCACGCAGACUCAGUUGCCACAGCGGGAGAAGAAGACACAUUUUGACGUCGUCGCUGUGUCUGCUAAGGGUGCCGAAGUAGAUGUCUUACCCGAUGUGUUUGAAGCAGUCUCUAAAGUGAGGUCAGAUGAUGAUCCUGCUACGUGGAUGGUUGCUGGAUACAUGGAUGCGAAUCCUGAUGGUCCUAUUCAGUGCAUUGACUGCGGUGAAGGAGGUUUAGAUGAUCUGACAGGCUGCCUUGAAGACCUGACACCCAUGUACGGUCUGUUCCGUGUCACACACACAGAUAGUGAUGACAUCACAACAAUCAAAUUUGUGUACAUUGUUUGGAUUGGUACCGAUGUCAAACCAUUAACAAAGGCAAAGGUUUCCACCCACAAAGGCAUGGCGGAGGCCUUGUUCGGCCCUGUACAUGUCAGAGUCUAUGCUUCUGAGAUUUCUGACAUCAACGAAAACAACAUCAUGGACAAGAUAAGGCAGCAAGCAGCUCAAUAG